Messenger RNA from Cladocopium goreaui, 4050 nucleotides. The record is from the annotation of a GenBank genome assembly. Lineage: Eukaryota; Dinophyceae; Suessiales; Symbiodiniaceae.
AUGGCCAUGUUGAAAGUCACAGCGUUGAUCUCCAUGGUCUCCAUGGUUGCAGGGCAUGGCGAGGCGCCAUCCCACGCUGGAUGCUUUGUGAGCAAUGGCACUACCAUGCUGGCAGUUAAGCUGACCUAUGACGGCUACAAGUUCGACAUCCCUGGAGGCUGCACCAAUGGUCGAGAACCAGCCACCCGAACCGCGGAGCGCGAAACCUUCGAAGAGUCGGGCUACCAGGUGUCGAUCGGCGAGUUGUUGACCACAGUGCGCGGGGGUUUCCAGAUCUACAAGUGCUACUUGCAGGGAUCCAGUCCCCAGAAGGGCCCAGAUCAUGAGGUGUCUCAGGUAAGGUGGAUGGAUGCGGGAGAGAUUGAUGCACAUUUGCAGCACCACGAGUGGCGAUACCAAGAUCAACAAGCAUAUCUCUACCUGGACUGGCUCCUGGGCAGGGAGAACAAUCCUCACCGACGUCUCAUGGUGCAGGCAAACUUUGCAGGGGUACCCCUCCAUCAGAGUGAAAAUUCACCUGACUUCGAGUGGCAGAAGAAGCGCGAAGAACUCGAAGCGGCCGCUCGGAGCGCGGUCCAGGAGCUUCAGGCGCUGGUGACCUCGGCAGAGGCUGCAGCCGAAGGGGCGCACUACACUGCGGCUCCAUUGGCUGGAGACAAUGAGAUGGAGAUCAUCGAGGUGCUGAAGCUGUGCAGAAAGGUCGAGAAGACAGGCAGAUCCGCCAUGACGUCGUGUCAGUCCUGCAUCGAUCUGCUGGCCAGCAAGAAAGCGGUGAUCGACGAGGCAGAGAAUAUCGAAUCCGAAACCUCUGCCGCGGUAUCUCAGGUGCAGCCUCGGAUCCAAGCUGCCUCGAUGCUGGUGUCGGAUGCCUUAGCCAAGGCGAAGGACAACAAGGACCGCAUCGCCAAGCGAAUAGCGACCGCGAAACGCACCGAGAAGAGGGCUGAGCUCUUUGCCAAGUACGACCAGGACAUUGGGUCCUCAUCACCUAACGCAGCUUGUUUUGGCCAAAAGGGAACAGCCCGCGGUUACCUCGCCGCCCAUCUCCGAAUGCCUCCGCAGCGGCUUCCACGUGGUAUUUUGCCUGGACCCUGGGCGCUGCCUGAUGGCAUCGACGUGCCGGAAGGUACUGAUAUCAUGCAGUUCUGUCGGGACCUGGCUGAAAGUGGAGCAGAGUUUGCGGAGCAGUUCGAUCGCGAACACCCCAAGUUUCACCAGGGGAAUCCCACAGCGGUUCCCUUGGGUGGAGACCGUAUACCUGAGUCGCUGGCGGCCGCGAUGGGUGGAGAGGCGCAAGUGAAGAACUGGCGAGACCUGCCAGAUGCGCCACUGAGCCUGGAGGACGACUAUGGACCGGAGUACAAGAGAUUAAUGGACGCGCAUCGAACUUUAAACGAUUGCAAGAAGGCGAUCGCCGUGGUGAACAAGCCCGUGGAGAUCGCCAUGAAACUUCGGGUUCAGUACAAAGAGGCUGAGGGUGAGGACAAGUCGGCCUAUGAAAGCAGACUCAAAGGUGCAGAAAACGACCGCGAUGGGGCACUGGAAGCUGCUACAGUGACCAUCCUCAACAUGGGAUCGGAUGUGAUCUCGGAUCGCUGUAGGAACUGUGUGGAGGAUGUCGUGAAGAAGGGGAAGUUUGAGUUUAUCGACAAAGAGACCUACGGCGAGUAUAUCCAGGUCUUGAAGAGAGCCAAUCAAGAGAUUUUCAUGGAUCAGAAGAGAAUCCUACAGAAGAUCAAGGAGAUCAAAAAAGCUGUCAAGGAACGAAGCAAUCGCGUCGAUGAGGACUCGGCAGUCCAGGCAGAGGCCGCGCCCGGUGCAAACAAUUUGCAACUAGGAAGAGGAUUGGCUCUUCCAAGUGCGGCAGAGGAGUUUUGUUUCACGGAUCUUUGGUGCAGGACGGUGAUGGGCUUUGGAACCGGAAGGAGAUUGCAGCCUAUGCCAAGGGCGAGUUUGACUUCGACAUGCCCGAGGAGAACUUGGAUCGAAUUAUGCGACAAGUUUGUGGAGGCAAAGGCGCUCCCAGCUUGGAUUUUGGAGGUGAAAGGCCUGGCCAAGCGAGAGAUCCGCCUUGAAAGGGAGCGCGUCGAGCAAGAGGCCCGCGAACAGCGCGAAGCCGAGCUCCGUGAGCGACGGGCGGAGUUCUCGGCCGAGUGCAAGGACUUGACGGCGGAGCUCAAGAACUUGGAUCCCGACGUCCAAGCCGCUGAGGGUCUCUCGGAGGCGCUGGUCCAGGACGCCAACUCCGAGAUGAGGGAGGCGGACGAGGCAAAUUCUCGGCUGAAGGCCAUUGAUAGCAUCGUUCAAAGCACGCAUGCGACGAUCGCCUCCAUCCGAUUGAAAGCGCAAGCAUUAAGUGCCAAGGUGCAGGAGGAUGAGCAGAUCGUCGAACUGAUGGCCAAAGAGCUUUCGGCGUUGGCUGCGAAGAGCGAGCUGCAAGAUUUGUUGCUGCGGAAGGCCUUGUCAUCGGCAGAGCAAGCACGACAGCUGGUGCUGAAUCGCGCCUUCGAAAAGUACGAAGCGUUGCGAAUGGAGGUAGCAGCCAAGUUGAGGGUGUGCAUUGAAGUCCAGGGCGGCAAGGGAGCCCAAAUUUUUACCACAAAUCACCAGUUCAGCAAAACGCAGCCCGACGAUCUCUACGACACCAUCAAGACGGCUGGAAGCAAAGUCAGCAAGAAGACCAUCAAAGUUUAUCUCCAAACCAAUCAGUCCCUCAUCGACGAUGAGCGGCUGGACGCGGUGUUUCCCGGUGCCCCAGUGGCGGACGAGGAACCAGCAUCAGCCCUGCGCUAUCUUUGGACAACGUUCUUCAUGAGGGACGAUUCUCCCAAAAAGAACAGGGACAUUUCCGUGGGUUCUGGUGGCGGGGUCAAUUGCCCUUUGGGAAAGCUCCUGGGUUGGAAGUUUACCUUAAAAAGACCGUUUAUGCGUUGCUCGUUGCCGCGUUGCCCAGACCGGGAAGACUUCAUGCGGGUGGUGCGGAUCUACUACAAGGUGGUGAAGGAGAUCGUGCUGUCGGACAAUCUGCUGAUUGAGCAGAGCGACCAACUGCGCCGCAUGGACGUCGGAGAGGUCAUGGAGGUCUUCCAAGGUCCCAUGUUGGAUCCCUCAGUGGGCGUCUAUCGAAUCCACGGCAAAGCCAUCCGCGAUGGCAUCGUGGGUUGGGCCACAGAUCACCUUCCUCAUGCCAGACGCCACCUACGCUCGGACUCAAAUGACUGGAAGUUGAAGCAGAUUGCAAGGUCAGCACCAAAGCCCAGCUGCAAAAAGCGUGUCCCGAGUUGCGGCGCGGCGGCGCUGCUAUGCCCUCUGCUGGAACAGCUCAGUCCCAAGGUUUAUGUGGCGUUUGGGGCGCCCAGUGAGUUCGGGAGCACAGGAUUUUCCGGGGACAGGUUUUGGAGGCAGCUGUCCUACACCUCUGCGGAGAUUUAUCAGGAGCUCUUUGAAUUGAAGGCCAAAGGAAAAUUGCUGGGCAGCUCGGGGCAGGAUGGCAAUGGAUGGCACUCAGCUUCAAGGCCUGGACUGGGGCCCUUGGGACACGAAGACGACGAGGAGGACAAAGUGGACGUCAAGAAGGCUGCAAGGUAUCUCCAAGCCAAGCUGAACCGAGCCCGCUUGCGCACCAAAAUGAUGGGCCUGAGGGCUCAGUGUAGCUGGUGGCGUUUGGAGGGAGCUGUUUGGAGCUGUUUGGAGCGGAACAAGUUGGCCCUGGACGAAUAUGAAGAGAUCCUGGAGUAUGGCCAGAGAAAUCCUGAGGUGGUCGAAGCUGAUGUGAACAUGAGUACAGAGAUGCGACUCUGUGCCGAGAUGGUUUGGGUGGCCCAGCUUGGAAUAAUUUGGGCCGAAAUCCCGGAGAUGAAGCAAAAUGGGUCACAAACCUUGACUGGUUUCAAGGGAGGUUUUUUGUAUGACACCCCCCCAAAAAAGAAAGAACAGUCACUUACCAUUCUUUUAGUAGUAUUGUAUUAUAUUGUAUUUAUCUAUCUAUCCUUUUUGGGAGUUACCGUAGUUGUUCAGCCAAUCAACCAGUACCUUUGGCAGCUGACAUAA